AUCAGCCGAUAUCCUGAUUUGUUGUGGAAGGAAGUGGCCUUACAGAAACAUGUUUUAAUAUCCGAUCGAGAAAAAUAAACGUAAAUAUUAAAGUGAGAUAGGUUAGUGUUUGAGGCCAAACUAAAUAAUUAUUUAAUAGCACGUUAUUGGAAUUACCAAACCGCUUCACAUUUGUUUGGAGGAAAUGCCAGGUGUUCUGUAGUGUUGUGCUUUACCAAACAGGCCGUAGUACAAACAAGCAGCAGAGAUGACUGAGAAUUUCGACCGAGCCCCAGGCGCAGGUAGAGCCCGUAUAAAGCCAACAAGCCCCGGACUCGCAGAUGUAGGAGACGGGGACGCAAACUCUGUUUUCAACCAGCGUGAGCCUCUACGACAGCCUCGGACGUCUCCACCUUUGACUGAGAACAACACAAACACUAGUGAGGCUAUCGGCGGAGAAAGCAGAAGACCAAGCAAACCCCACCAAGUUAUUCACAACAACAGCACUCCUGCCUCCAAAGUGAAAAGGGUGGACUCUCUGGUGAACACCUCCAUUCUGUCAGCCAACGCACCCGAGUUCUACCCUUCCAGCUCCCCCCCCUAUGAGGAAUCUGUUUCGGAAGAUGGCAGCGAUGGCUAUUAUACUGAGACAACAUUGGCUGAAUUGGUUGAGGAGUUUCUCAGCCACCUAAACUCCUCGCCGGGGUCCUUUGAGAACGACAUUGAGCACAUAGCAAACAUGCUGAACAGCUGGGUCACUACAGAGGAGACGCUGCAGGAAUUGGUGGAACUCCUCUACACACAAUCUACUGUUAUCCCCAAUUUCUCUUACACGGGGGCAAGGCUAUGUAACUUUCUGUCUCACAACCUUGCACUCAGCCCAGCAAGUGGCAACUUCCGUCAGCUGUUACUAAAACGGUGUCAGACAGAGUAUGAACAGAGGGGUGUAGCGGUGCGGGGGGACGCGGAGACUCAGAAGAAGUUCCAUGCCUAUGUGCUCUUCCUGGGGGAGCUUUACCUCAGACUGGAGCUUAAGAGUGCGAAAGGGCCUCCAUCUCGAGCUGAGAUCCUGCUUACUGCCCUGAGGGAAUUGAUGAAUGCCCUCUUCUCCAACCCCGUGGAUGGAAACCUCAUCUGUGCUGUCCAACUGCUCAAGUUGACAGGCUCGGUUUUGGAGGAUACGUGGAAAGAGAGCGGGAAGUCUGACAUGGACCAGAUAGUCCAGAGGAUUGAGAACAUUGUGCUGGAUGCCCAGUGCAGCAGAGAUGUGAAGCAGAUGUUAUUGCGGCUGGUGGAGCUGAGGUCUAGCAACUGGGGCAGAGUCCAUGCUGCUGCUGCUGCCGACGCUACACCUGACAACGACCCCAACUACUUCAUGAAUGAGCCUACGUUCUACACUGCAGAUGGCACUCCCUUUACAGCAGCCGACCCUGAAUAUUCUGAAAAAUACCAGGAGAUCCUGGAUCGGGAAGAUGACUAUUUCCCAGAGGCCUAUGAAGAGAAUGGAAAUGAAUCAUCAUUCAAUGACGAGGAUGAGAUGGACCCUGAGAUCGAGGAAGCUUUUGAGAAGUUCUGCUUAGAGUCUGAGAGAAAAAGACGACCAUGACACUAGUAUGAGAGCAUAGCGGGAGACUGAACUUACACAUGUUUCGUGUUCGACUUGCUGGAGUGUUUGCGACUGGGGAAAAAUCAAAGAUAACCAGCAAUUGAUAUGUUUAAAAAAAAUUAAAAAAAAUCGCAAAAUAAACUGUGCAUAGUUUGCACUUCAGUUACAGGUUAUUUUCUGGCUGGAAUUUGUGUUGGUUGGAAGAUUGGGGACAAUCAAUUGAAUCAUUAUUUCCUCUGAGUUGUAGCGACUGUUCUGAGUGGGGGAGUUCGUUUUCUGCUUCUUUUGAUUAUUUCAUAAAUGCUACUUUCCCUCAAUCUUCCUCAUAACGCCGUUGGAAAAAAAGUGUGUGAGGUGGAUUUUAGACUACUAAGUAGCUCAACAACAGAGUAGCAUUAUCAAAUGUGUGCGUAGUUUGAUUUCAUACUAACUGUAUAAGCAACAACAGAAUAUGGGGUUCAGCUACAGGGAGUAGUGCAGGGGAGGCAACACUCAGAACAUUUACAAUACAGGGCUUUUUCGGAAGAAGAAAAAAAAUAUGCUUAGACAGGCCACCAAGUAUAAAAAUAAAUAACGUUUUCAGGAAAUUAGCUUUAAAACUGAAAAAAAAUGUUAUCUCCGCUCCAUGGAGAAGUCUGCAGAAUUGCAGGAAAUUGGAUAAAUAUGUUUUUUUUUUUACAAUACAUACCGCCAAGAUGAGCCCGACGGGCCAACCGUGCUCAUUGCCAUGCUUCCUGCCACACCAUCACCUAAGCCCCUUUUUUGAUCUAGAAAAAAACCCUUGCAAUAGAAAUGUGAUGUAUAGAACGAACACUGGAAUGCGUACAAUUUUGCUACAUGGGGCUUAUAAAUACAGUAUUCAAGAGAAUUGUCUGUUCUAUAUGGUACUUCUCUGUUUUCAGUGUUCUGAAUGUUGCACCCUACUGACCUCCAGGGAAAUUGUGUUAAAUUGCACAUUGAGGAUUUGGCCAAUUAGUUGGUCAACCACCCUUUAACAAGCUAUGCAUUUAAGGAGGUGGGUUUGUGAAACUAAUAAAAGAGCUAGAAAUACUUAAUACCGUCAAGUGGCAGCAAACUGUCUGCAAAAGAGAGCUCCAGUUGUUUCCACUUUAGGGGUGUUUUUGUUCUUUUACUGGUUCAAAUGAGCCUUUUUAGAAUUGUAAUUUAUUGGAAAAUUGUUGAGGAGUACAGUACUGGGGUUUAUUCAUUACGGAAACUGUUUUAAGAACCAAACGGAGCAAAACAAGUUUAUUUUGGACAGGUCCCUCCUGUUCCAUUUGCUUUAGUUUAAGAAAUGUUUUGCAACAGAAUUGGCGGAAUGAAUACACCCCUGGCUCUGGUAUCGUUUUUAAUCCAAUUUGUCUAUUGAACACGGCUUUAAACCUUUUGUAGUCCUGCAGUUUGGACCUGUCAUUGAGGAACACCACUAAAACAGUAAUCUCUCAAAGGAUGUACCUGCAAGUUCAAAUUUUUCUUCAUCAGCAAUUAAUCAAUCCCAUACAAAGGAAUGUUUGUACAUAUUAACAGUAUUGUUUGCCUGCAAUAAAUUAUUUAAAGUAUGA
Molecule: messenger RNA, 3147 nt
Organism: Oncorhynchus tshawytscha (Chinook salmon)
Lineage: Eukaryota; Metazoa; Chordata; Actinopteri; Salmoniformes; Salmonidae
Product: polyadenylate-binding protein-interacting protein 1
Exons: 11
Coding region: 248-1585 (445 amino acids)
Biological process (GO): regulation of translational initiation
Molecular function (GO): translation activator activity; protein binding; RNA binding
Source: RefSeq, a predicted model, not a curated record